Molecule: messenger RNA, 1470 nt
Organism: Pygoscelis adeliae (Adelie penguin)
Lineage: Eukaryota; Metazoa; Chordata; Aves; Sphenisciformes; Spheniscidae
Gene: HMOX2
Product: heme oxygenase (decycling) 2
Exons: 5
Coding region: 21-962 (313 amino acids)
Biological process (GO): heme oxidation; heme catabolic process; response to oxidative stress
Molecular function (GO): heme oxygenase (decyclizing) activity; heme binding
Source: RefSeq, a predicted model, not a curated record
AUCUCCAGCACUGACCAGCAAUGCCAUCAGCUAUGGAGGGCUCGGAGGGGGGAGAAGAAGGGGAAAUCCUGCGCUAUGAGGAAACAGAAGAUGACAAUGUCAGUCCCACCGACCUUUCAGAGCUGCUGAAGGAGGGGACUAAGGAAUCCCACGACCGUGCGGAGAACACUCAGUUUGUCAAAGACUUCCUGAAAGGACGGAUCAAGAAGGAGCUCUUCAAGCUGGCCACCGUGGCACUUUACUUCACGUACUCUGCGCUGGAAGAGGAAAUGGAUCGCAACAAGGACAACCCAGUCUUUGCUCCUCUGUAUUUCCCCCUAGAGCUUCACCGGAGAGAAGCAUUGGUCAAAGACCUGAAAUAUUUCUAUGGAGAAGACUGGAAGGAGAAGAUCCAGUGUUCAGAGGCAACUCAGCACUAUGUGGACAGAAUCCAUCACGUGGGACAGCACGAGCCAGAGCUGCUAGUGGCUCACGCUUACACACGCUACAUGGGGGACCUCUCAGGUGGCCAAGUGCUAAAGAAGGUAGCCCAGAGGGCCCUGAAGUUACCCACUACUGAGGAAGGGAUCCAAUUCUACAUGUUUGACAACAUUUCCAACGCGCAGCAGUUCAAGCAGCUCUACAGAGCGAGGAUGAAUGCGCUGGAGUUGGACAAGAACACCAAGGAAAGGAUCGUGGAAGAGGCCAACCGAGCCUUCAGAUUUAACAUGCAGGUAUUUGAUGAACUGGAUAAGCUUGGCAGGUCGCUGACAGAAGAAGCCCAAGACGGAGGCUUUCCAGUCCACGGUGGAAAAGGAGACCUACGCAAAUGCCCUUACUAUGCAGACAAACUGGCAGGCAAGGCAGGGCCCGGCUGCCCCUAUCAAGCUGCCGCGGCCCUGGCAAAGCAGCCCCUAGUGCAGCUGAUCCUGGCGGCCUGCGUCGCUGUGGCAGCAGGAGCUGCAGCGUGGUACCUCAUGUGAUGCGGAGAGCGGCGCGUGGCUCUAAAUGGUGGCGAGGGGAGAGACGCGCCCCGUCCUUCUUCAAACUGUUCCCUUGCUGGUGGUGAGUUGACUGCAGGGUAGAAGUAAGAAAAUAAACAAGAAUCCUGCGGGACUGUCAAAGACUCUUGCACACCAGUAAUGCAAGCACUGUAAUGUAAUGUCUUUAGCUGACUAGCGUACAGGACUGAUCCGCUGUGAGGAUUCCACUUCAGCACUGCCCUACCCAGGCUGGGGCAGCUUUUAAGUCUAGAGAUGUCUUGUCCUGUACUGGCAAAGGCUUCACAUGCUUGGCUUUUCAUCUCCUUCCCGGGGAGCAGUCGCUGGAGACAGUUUCCUGCCCUGGGCUGCGACCCUAGAAGGUGUCAUCGGUCUUCUCAGUCAAGAGCACUCGCUUUCCUACCCUGAGAAACUGAUGUGUCAGUCGUGCUCCAGUGGCUGUGCCAUGGGGCCGUUAGCUGGAAGUGGGGUGUCCUGGGGCACCAAGCCU